AUGGAAAUAUUGCUCGCUCAAGAUGGUGAGGUGCACAAGAGGAUUUUUGGUCCGUCAUUGCCCGCAUUUCAAGCCAUCCGUGAAGUCUUGCUUGCAGGUGAUACAAAUCGCCUCGUUGCGGAAUUGACCUUCGUCAGGCUGAACGAUUUGGCAGCUCCUCCAGAACCAGUGCCACCGAUGCUGUUCAUCGAGAUGAUUGUGGCCUGCGUGGUGAUCUCCAACGCCAUCAUGAUGGGUUUGCAAAUGGACCCAGAAUAUCAUCACUGGGAGGGCUGGUUUUGGAUGGAGUUGUGCUUUACUUCAUUGCUGCUGCUGGAAGUUUGCAUCCGUCUGCGGAUUUUGGGUUGCCAAAAUUUCUUCUGCGGCUUACAGGCUGCUUGGAGCUUCUUCGACCUAUUCUUACUCGGCUGCGCCCUGGUGGAUGUGACUAAAGAAGUUCUGACUCAAGAACACCAAGAUUUGUCUGGCUCAUCUCUGUUGCGUCUUUGUCGGCUCGUGCGCUUGGUGCGGAUCGUGAAGGCCUUUCGGUUGAAGUUUAUGGGUGAGCUUCGGCUCAUGGUAAAGGGCUUGAUUGCUGGCAUUCGAACAUUGACCCUAGCCUUCAUUUUGCUGUUCACCGUACUUUAUGUGAUCGGGGGCUUUGCAACCCUUUGCAUAGGCGACGACCCAAAGACGCAUGAGCUGGGCUUGAAAACCUAUUUCCGAACGUUGCCGGAUUCGAUGUACACUGCAUUCCGUUGCUUCACUGGAGAAUGUGUCAAUGAGUUUGGACAACCUCUCCACUACUUGCUGGCUGCCCAGUUUGGGCUACCCUUCAUCUUUGGCUAUGUUAUGAGCUACAUGCUGGUGACCAUGGGCAUUUGUAAUGUUAUCUUGGCCGUCUACGUGGACAUUACCAUGAAGGCGGCGAAAGAGAACGAAGCGCUCACUGCAGAGCAGCACUCUAGGGAGUCGAUUCGCAUUGCUCGGGUCACCCGAGAGCUGCUGAAAAAGUUUGCGGCAGCAUACGGUGCUUUCCAGGACAUGAUGGAUGAGUCAACACCUCCUCUCUAUCAACGUCUUGACACCAGCAUGUUUACUGACGAUCAAAUACAGGAGAACAUUGCCAUCACGAAGGAGCUGUUCCUGCUAGUGAUCCAAGAUCGCAGAGUACAGGCUUUGAUGGAUGAUUUGGAACUGCCACGUGACCGUGCAAAUCUGUUUGAGAUUAUUGAUGCAGACGGUAGCGGCACACUUCAAGUCGUGGAGCUGGUGCAGGGUUUGUUGAAGAUCCGUGGCGAGGUGAGCAAGAGUGAUACCGUGGCUUCAUAUUUGGCAACCAAAUCCUUGCAAGACACCGUCAACGACAUGAAGGUGCGUGGGUGUGUGUGUGUGUUUUUUUGGAGCCCGCUCCACGCCCCUACUGCUUAA
Molecule: messenger RNA, 1410 nt
Organism: Durusdinium trenchii
Lineage: Eukaryota; Dinophyceae; Suessiales; Symbiodiniaceae
Source: the annotation of a GenBank genome assembly